Messenger RNA from Torulaspora globosa, 1206 nucleotides. Its product is annotated as phosphatase PAP2 family protein. The transcript has a single exon. Gene Ontology annotation, molecular function: sphingosine-1-phosphate phosphatase activity. Lineage: Eukaryota; Fungi; Ascomycota; Saccharomycetes; Saccharomycetales; Saccharomycetaceae. Gene Ontology annotation, cellular component: endoplasmic reticulum membrane. The record is from RefSeq and is a predicted model, not a curated record. The coding region runs from base 1 to 1206 and encodes 401 amino acids.
AUGACUGUUGAGGAGUCUCUUAGGCCGAGAGGACUAUCCAAUCCUCGAGAUUUCCAGGAUGCAAAUUUUUUGAAGCAUCCUGGGAACCACCCUGUGGAACGAUACCAAACAGGAAUGUCUCGUGUUAGGUAUGCCAUGAGAAGCUAUCUGACUAGGUUCACAGAUAAUCAAUCGUCUAAGCUGUAUGAGUGGCAAGCGAACCAUAGAACCACGUAUAGGGAUAUCUUCUUUGCAUACACCUCGCUGUUGGCAUCACACACGUUCUACGUCCUUUGUCUACCGAUUCCGGCGUUCAUUGGGCAGGUCGAUCUUGUUCGUGAUAUGGUCUACGUGCUAGGUUAUUCGAUAUAUCUGAGCGGAUUCCUGAAGGAUUACUGGUGUUUGCCGAGACCUCGCUCACCGCCGCUUCAUCGAAUAACGCUGAGUGCGUAUACGGCGUUGGAGUAUGGAGCGCCUAGUUCCCACUCAGCGAAUGCUACUGGGGUGACCUUUCUGUUACUUUGGAACACAUGGCGCAGUGCAACACUGGGCUGGUUUGGUAAGUCAUUCUGCAGCAUCCUGGCUCUGUGUUACUACCUCACGCUGGUUGCCGGCAGAAUAUACUGCGGGAUGCAUGGCCUUUUAGACAUUAUCAGCGGGGCUGCCAUCGGCGUAGUCUGUUUUGCAGCGAGAAUCGCUAUCAAAAAUUUGCUCAAAGAUUUCAAGCUGGGAGAUCAUCUAUGGUUCCCCUUUUUCAGCAUUUCCUGGGGCUUGCUCUUGCUGUUCAAGCAUGUUAGACCUAUUGAAGAAUGUCCCUGUUUCCAGGACAGCGUUGCAUUUAUCGGCGUGGUCAGCGGCUUCGAGUGCAGCGAGUGGUUGCUGGAGGUGCUGAAGAUCACUUCAGAUGGAGGAAUGGGAAUUCAAAAAGGGUUUCAGUACUUUAUUUACAGAUUGGUCGUUGGUGUAGCAUGUGUUGCACUGUGGAAGUAUUGCGUGAGCCAAACGUUGGUGUACUGCACAUUGCUUGAAGUUCUGCGGCUCCCGGAUGAUAGACCGGAGAAAACAGCUGCGCACGCAGCGGCGAACGAGGAGGACGAGUGUCCACUAUACAUUGGGGAACCCAAGAUAGAUAUCAUUGGACGAUUUUUUAUCUACGCGGGCAUUCCCUUUGUGGUUCUCGUUAUAUGCCCCCCUUUGUUCAGUUUCUUAAACAUAACAUCCAGCUAA